Molecule: messenger RNA, 657 nt
Organism: Fibroporia radiculosa
Lineage: Eukaryota; Fungi; Basidiomycota; Agaricomycetes; Polyporales; Fibroporiaceae
Exons: 3
Coding region: 1-657 (218 amino acids)
Biological process (GO): protein secretion; Golgi organization
Cellular component (GO): Golgi apparatus
Source: RefSeq, a predicted model, not a curated record
AUGUGCGUCGCAUUCUGGUCCCUUGAACAUCCUCAAUAUGCUCUUAUCCUCUGCAGCAACCGAGACGAAUAUCUGUCUCGGCCUACCACUCCAGCACAUUAUCAUUCAUUCGGCGACGUAAAUACCGAUCCUUCCGAUGAUUCUUCGAGCGUUCUGUCCGGCCGAGACCUCCUGGCGGGGGGAACGUGGGCAGGUAUCAGUCGUGCUGGGAGAGUUGCCCUUCUUACCAAUAUCACGGAGCCUGCUGGGAAAUACACCUCUUCCAGGGGCGGUCUAGCUUCGUCUUUCCUUAUGCCAGAAACGCCAGAAAGGGCUUUUCGGGCUGAAGUCGAGCGCAUCGUUGCGCAGAAUGCAAAGUAUGCCGGCUUCAAUCUCCUUCUCCUCUCUCCUGUGAUGCAGGGUCAAUCAAAUCGGGCGCUGCGGAUGGAUGCCGCGCUUGUGACAAAUUCUGGAGGCGGCGGAGUAAUUACCACACGCGAUCUCUCGAGCGAAGAGAGGCGCUGUGGAGGCAUGUCCAAUGGCAUCGAUCGUCAGGGCGCGAGCGAAUGGCCGAAAGUCAAACAUGGAACUCACGCACUUCAAGAGAUAAUUAAUACCAUACCAGGGAACUCUGAUGAGCCUGAACUAGUUGAGCGGCUGUUUGACAUGCUGACGUGA